Molecule: messenger RNA, 1247 nt
Organism: Pyrus x bretschneideri (Chinese white pear)
Lineage: Eukaryota; Viridiplantae; Streptophyta; Magnoliopsida; Rosales; Rosaceae
Product: ribosome biogenesis protein BRX1 homolog 2-like
Exons: 9
Coding region: 132-1079 (315 amino acids)
Biological process (GO): ribosomal large subunit assembly; rRNA processing
Cellular component (GO): nucleolus
Molecular function (GO): rRNA binding
Source: RefSeq, a predicted model, not a curated record
CUUACCCGCCCGCACGCCGUUGCCUCUCCCUGCUCACUGGUCAACAUCGUUUUAAACCCUAAACCCUAGUGCUCUCGUUUGCAGAAGCCUCCCGGAGCCCCCGAAUCUCUCUGAUUUUUCCAGCAAAAAUAAUGGGGAAGAAGAGAAAGCACAGCGAUGCCCUGGCUCCAGAAAAGAAGGAGGAGGCGGUUGCGCCGGAGAGGCCGAAGCGAACGCUUUCCGGUUGGAAGGAGAAGAAGGAUGACGACGAAGUAAAAGCGAGUGAAUCGACGGCAGUGUUUAGGAACAAAGAAAAGGUCUUGGUUACUUGUUCUCGUCGCAUUAGUUACAGGUAUCGGCAUCUGAUGUUGAAUGUGGUGGACCUAUUGCCUCAUUGUAAGAAGGACAAUAAGGUGGAGUCUAAAUCAAGUAACGGCGCAACGCUUAACGAGCUGGUUGAGCUAAAGAGUUGCUCUUCCUGUAUGUUUUUUGAGUGCAGGAAAGGGAAAGAUCUGUAUCUGUGGAUGUCAAAGUGUCCCAAUGGGCCAUCUGUGAAGUUCUUAGUAAAUGCUGUGCACACGAUGGAGGAGUUGAAGCUUACUGGAAAUCAUCUAAAGGGGUCACGACCUAUUUUGACUUUUUCAUCCAAUUUUGAUAAAGAUGCCCACUGGAAGCUUCUGAAGGAGAUGAUCACUCAGAUAUUUGGCAUUCCCAAGGAGCACAGAAAAUCUAAACCCUAUCAUGAUCAUGUCUUUGUAUUCUCUAUCAUUGAUGACCACAUUUGGUUCCGAAACUAUCAGAUAUCGGUUCCUCAUAACGAAUCGGAUAAAAUAGCUCGGGGAGGAUUAGAUAAAAUGACCCUUGUUGAGGUUGGACCACGAUUUUGUUUGAAUCCUAUCAAGAUAUUUGGUGGCAGCUUUGGAGGUCCAACACUAUAUGAGAAUCCAUUUUACAUAUCACCCAAUCAGAUUCGAGCAUUGGAGAAAAAGAAGAAGGCUGGGACCUUUGUCAAGAAAGUCAAAGCAAAGACAAGGAGAAAAAUGCAUGAGCUUGAAAAUCCACUGGAGCCUGAUGAGUUUUCUGAGAUGUGGAAGGAAUGACAUUUUUCGUACUACUAGAAAUCAAAAUUUAAAAUUUUAAGUCAUGUUGUAUCGUUUAAUCAAGAAGGCAGAUUUUUUAUUACAACUGCCCAUGCUCUUUCAAAUUCUGCCUGAACUUGAUUACCUUAUAUGUGCAUUUUGGAUUUUUUUUAAACAAUAUUUUUGCAA